This is a messenger RNA of Gossypium arboreum, 1139 nucleotides long. RefSeq lists its product as uncharacterized. NCBI's taxonomy places the organism in Eukaryota, Viridiplantae, Streptophyta, Magnoliopsida, Malvales, Malvaceae. Bases 486 to 911 code for a protein of 141 amino acids. Gene Ontology annotation, cellular component: TRAPP complex. Gene Ontology annotation, biological process: endoplasmic reticulum to Golgi vesicle-mediated transport. The record is from RefSeq and is a predicted model, not a curated record. The transcript has 3 exons.
GUAGUUUCCCCUAUCACACACAUCGACCUUCUCCGUUAACGUAAUAUUUAUUAACCAACCAACUAAGCAGAGCUAUUGGAUCCAAGGGAAUACCGAUCUGAAGCCCGGAAUGGAUGACCCUCGAUUCCAGAAUACAUCCUCAUAAUGUUGUUAGUUUCGACUCACCGCCAUUUCUCUGAUUCUGACUCACUCAAUUCUCCCUCUCCCUACCAAAAAAUUUUUGAAUUUUUUCUACUUUUUAUUGUUUGUUUCCUUCCGAAACGGACCGGCUUUUCCUUAAAUUUACGAAAGCAUCCAUGUGCCCGUACGUGGCACUUUGAGCUAAGCCUGAUGUAAUUUAACUUUUCAAGUGAGGUCUAAAACGUCAAUUGGAUAUUUAAGAAGAAAAAGAAAAGAAAUGACUUCCCAAUUCCCAGUCCCACAGAAUCAGAGUAAUUCAUUUCCAAGCAAUAAGUUUUAGGGUUUUGAGUUCUGUUCUCUUGACAAUGGCUGCGAUUUACAGUCUUUACAUAAUCAACAAAUCAGGAGGUUUGAUAUUUUAUAAGGAUUAUGGAUCCAAGGGGCGGAUGGAUACGAAUGAUAGCUUGAGAGUGGCUAGUCUAUGGCAUUCGAUGCACGCUAUCUCACAGCAGCUAUCUCCUACCACUGGUUGUUCUGGAAUUGAGCUACUUGAAGCUGAUACAUUUGAUCUCCAUUGUUUUCAAUCUCUUACCGGGACGAAGUUCUUUGUAGUUUGCGAACCUGGGACACAGCACAUGGAGGCUCUCUUGAAAGUUGUUUAUGAGCUCUACACAGAUUAUGUUUUGAAGAACCCCUUCUAUGAGAUGGAGAUGCCUAUACGAUGCGAACUCUUUGACAUCAACCUGACACAGGCAGUACAGAAGGAUCGUGUUGCGCUUUUGGGGCGAUAAGCUGUCCUGGAACCUUUAUCUUACCAAAAUGUCACCAUCUCUUAUCUUCAUCAGUACACUUUUGAUGGAAGAUUGCUAUCAAGUUUGUAUCAACCUGUGUAUUGGGAUAUCAUCAUGCUCCUUUGUUUAGCUCAUAAGUGCUGAAUCAUUUACAACAUAUGAUGAUUUCUGGAGUUGUUUCUCCCAAUUAACAUUUAUAAAAUUAAUGAAAAAAUCCUUUUAGAGGCA